UUACGAUUCCAUCGGCAGAUGCAUUAAAUUCUUUCCUACUCCCUACAUCAAAUAAUGUAGCAGGACUUGACGCAUUGAGUCAGAACAUUCCAACUAUUGCAGAUAUUGAAACUAAAUUGGAUAAUAUCGUGACCAUUCCUUUUGAACAACUAAGAAAAUUGGUUCAAUCAACAAUGUCAAAUUUAACUUUUAAUCAAACAGUAUUGCCCGUUCCACCUCCAAAUAAUUUAAAAUUUUGUGCUAAUGGUUUGGAUCUUAGUAUUCUUGACCAAAUAUCACGUGACCUUAUAAAAGCCGCGACAAUUGGAAUAGUUAUAAUUUUCAUAAUUGGUCUUAUAAUGAUUACUAUUAAUGCAUUUUACAUAUGGAUUUCCUACAAACGUUUUAUAAUACACGUUAAUCGCACUGUUACCACCUGUCAAUUAAUAACCGUUAAUUCAAGCAGAGAAUCAAUAUUAGAUAUUAUAAAAAUCGCCGAACAUCCAUUGAUAUCACGAUGGAUCAUCAAAACGUCAAAAUUUUUUAAAAGAACUGAAAAUCAAAAUUUGUAUCGAUGGUAUUGGGAUUACAUAUUAUAUAAACCAGCACUUAUUUGUUUAACAAUUGGAAUUGCUGGUGUGUUGGGAAUAUACUUACAAAUAGCUAUCUUGAAUGUAGUUCGGCAAAAUUACCAUGCGCCAAUUCAACAGGCAAUAGGUGCAUUUGGUGAUACUGUACUGAAUUUAAUGAAUUCACAAUUGAAUAAUACAUCACAACAAUUUGCCAGUGGAAGCAAUUCUGUGAUAUCAACCUUGGAAAAUGGGAUUAAUCAAGAUCUAUUUGGAUGGGUAAACAUCACAACCACAACAUUGAACAACACUCUUAAUACAGCAGUUGAUGAUAUUUCUUCAUUUAUACAAACUACAUUCCAAGGUGUACCAGCAUUAUCAACAGCAGUUCAACAAAUUGUAAAUUGUUUGAUUAUCGUGAAAAUAGAAGGAAUUCAAGCAGGACUAACUUUUAUCAAGGAACAUGCUUCUAUUGAGUUACCUAAAGUGAAUAAUAACAUAUUAAUGGUUAGUCCUUUGAGAAUGAAAGAAGCAGUAAGUAAAACUACUGAUCAACUUGUUGGAUCACAGGAUGAUGCAGCAAAUGGGGGUAAUGGGGGUGAAAUUGGUAAACUUUUUGAUAAAUAUGAAAACAGGCUACGUUCCGAACUUACAUUGUUUCUAGUAUUGAUCGGAGCAUAUGUAGCAGUAAUUUUUAUGGGUGCGAUUUAUGUGUUGUGGUUCAUUUAUCAACGUAGACGAAGAAAUAAUAUGUUGCUUAAAGAAGAAUCACUUAAGAAAUCGCACAAAGAGGAAUCUAUAAAAAAUUUUAC
Racocetra persica is the source of this 1360-nucleotide messenger RNA. NCBI's taxonomy places the organism in Eukaryota, Fungi, Glomeromycota, Glomeromycetes, Diversisporales, Gigasporaceae. The record is from the annotation of a GenBank genome assembly.